Molecule: messenger RNA, 296 nt
Organism: Ambispora leptoticha
Lineage: Eukaryota; Fungi; Glomeromycota; Glomeromycetes; Archaeosporales; Ambisporaceae
Source: the annotation of a GenBank genome assembly
UAUACUCAUCAUGUUUUUUUCCAUGGCCUCUAUUGAUUUCUUGGCUUUUGGGGUCGAUGUCAGUCAAAAAAGCAUGUGCUAACUCAUGGCAAAUGACCUCCCCCAAAACGGAUAACGGGUUCUACUUCGAGACACCAAAAGAAGAGGGAAGGGGUUUUAACCUUUCAAUAACAUGCUUGGAUGAGCCACGGAAGUCGAAGGAAAGUUUUAAUCAACACUAUCAGGCAGCAAAAAAGGCUUGGGAAGCCAAAGGCUCCCCUAUGCAGAAUACUCCACCUUCCGGAACUAAAUGUUGA